AACUCACACAGCAAAUCAAGUUUAUUAUAAAUUCAAGGAAGGGUUUGGUUAAGCACAAUAGCCUAUAAGCUCCUUGCUAUUUAGAUAACAUCAAGACUCAGGCAUGCACUGUGGAAUUGGAACUUCGGUGAGCCAACUAGCUAGGAUUUAUUCAAAUAAUAGGAGCUCUACGAGUGACAGAUGGCAGAAGGGCACAUCUUCUGAAAACUUACUAAAAAUUGGUGAAUUACAAAAUUCUGAAUUUUAAUACCUUAAUCAUUUUGAAAGCAGUUCAGACAGAACCGAAACAGAAAUAUUUGGCAUAAAAUUCCAAAUUUUUAUGCUUAGUUUUAUUUUUAUUAUUAAAAGCCAGCUUUUGAAAGCUGUGCAAAUAUCAGGAAUUGGGAAGAAUGAUGAUAUAGUGCUAUUGGUAAGAAAAAUUUCUUCAAUUUGUUUUCUCUGAUAUCGAAUUUGACUUGGUUAAAAAACGUGUGCUCCAGCAGUCCGGAAAAGUUAUACUUCUUGAUCUUCCAUUGUUUUGAAGCACUAGACCUUUAAACCACUGUAGGUAUGGACAAGGAAGAAAGGAAGAUCAUCAAUCAGGGUCAAGAAGAUGAAAUGGAGAUUUAUGGUUACAAUUUGAGUCGCUGGAAGCUUGCCAUAGUUUCUUUAGGAGUGAUUUGCUCUGGUGGGUUUCUCCUCCUCCUCCUCUAUUGGAUGCCUGAGUGGCGGGUGAAAGCGACCUGUGUCAGAGCUGCAAUUAAAGACUGUGAAGUAGUGCUGCUGAGGACUACUGAUGAAUUCAAAAUGUGGUUUUGUGCAAAAAUUCGCGUUCUUUCUUUGGAAACUUACCCAGUUUCAAGUCCAAAAUCUAUGUCUAAUAAGCUUUCAAAUGGCCAUGCAGUUUGUUUAAUUGAGAAUCCCACUGAAGAAAAUAGGCACAGGAUCAGUAAAUAUUCACAGACUGAAUCACAACAGAUUCGUUAUUUCACCCACCAUAGUGUAAAAUAUUUCUGGAAUGAUACCAUUCACAAUUUUGAUUUCUUAAAGGGACUGGAUGAAGGUGUUUCUUGUACGUCAAUUUAUGAAAAGCAUAGUGCAGGACUGACAAAGGGGAUGCAUGCCUACAGAAAACUGCUUUAUGGAGUAAAUGAAAUUGCUGUAAAAGUGCCUUCUGUUUUUAAGCUUCUAAUUAAAGAGGUUCUCAACCCAUUUUACAUUUUCCAGCUGUUCAGUGUUAUACUGUGGAGCACUGAUGAAUACUAUUACUAUGCUCUAGCUAUUGUGGUUAUGUCCAUAGUAUCAAUCGUAAGCUCACUAUAUUCCAUUAGAAAGCAAUAUGUUAUGUUGCAUGACAUGGUGGCAACUCAUAGUACCGUAAGAGUUUCAGUUUGUAGAGUAAAUGAAGAAAUAGAAGAAAUCUUUUCUACCGACCUUGUGCCAGGAGAUGUCAUGGUCAUUCCAUUAAAUGGGACAAUAAUGCCUUGUGAUGCUGUGCUUAUUAAUGGUACCUGCAUUGUAAACGAAAGCAUGUUAACAGGAGAAAGUGUUCCAGUGACAAAGACUAAUUUGCCAAAUCCUUCAGUGGAUGUGAAAGGAAUAGGAGAUGAAUUAUAUAAUCCAGAAACACAUAAACGACAUACUUUGUUUUGUGGGACAACUGUUAUUCAGACUCGUUUCUACACUGGAGAACUCGUCAAAGCCAUAGUUGUUAGAACAGGAUUUAGUACUUCCAAAGGACAGCUUGUUCGUUCCAUAUUGUAUCCCAAACCAACUGAUUUUAAACUCUACAGAGAUGCCUACUUGUUUCUACUGUGUCUUGUGGCAGUUGCUGGCAUUGGGUUUAUCUACACUAUUAUUAAUAGCAUUUUAAAUGAGGUACAAGUUGGGGUCAUAAUUAUCGAGUCUCUUGAUAUUAUCACAAUUACUGUGCCCCCUGCACUUCCUGCUGCAAUGACUGCUGGUAUUGUGUAUGCUCAGAGAAGACUGAAAAAAAUCGGUAUUUUCUGUAUCAGUCCUCAAAGAAUAAAUAUUUGUGGACAGCUCAAUCUUGUUUGCUUUGACAAGACUGGAACUCUAACUGAAGAUGGUUUAGAUCUUUGGGGGAUUCAACGAGUGGAAAAUGCACGAUUUCUUUCACCAGAAGAAAAUGUGUGCAAUGAGAUGUUGGUAAAAUCCCAGUUUGUUGCUUGUAUGGCUACUUGUCAUUCACUUACAAAAAUUGAAGGAGUGCUCUCUGGUGAUCCACUUGAUCUGAAAAUGUUUGAGGCUAUUGGAUGGAUUCUGGAAGAAGCAACUGAAGAAGAAACAGCACUUCAUAAUCGAAUUAUGCCUACAGUGGUUCGUCCUCCCAAACAACUGCUUCCUGAAUCUACCCCUGCAGGAAACCAAGAAAUGGAGCUGUUUGAACUUCCAGCUAUUUAUGAGAUAGGAAUUGUUCGCCAGUUCCCAUUUUCUUCUGCUUUGCAACGUAUGAGUGUGGUUGCCAGGGUGCUGGGGGAUAGGAAAAUGGACGCCUACAUGAAAGGAGCGCCCGAGGCCAUUGCCGGUCUCUGUAAACCUGAAACAGUUCCUGUCGAUUUUCAAAACGUUUUGGAAGACUUCACUAAACAGGGCUUCCGUGUGAUUGCUCUUGCACACAGAAAAUUGGAGUCAAAACUGACAUGGCAUAAAGUACAGAAUAUUAGCAGAGAUGCAAUUGAGAACAACAUGGAUUUUAUGGGAUUAAUUAUAAUGCAGAACAAAUUAAAGCAAGAAACCCCUGCAGUACUUGAAGAUUUGCAUAAAGCCAACAUUCGCACCGUCAUGGUCACAGGUGACAGUAUGUUGACUGCUGUCUCUGUGGCCAGAGAUUGUGGAAUGAUUCUACCUCAGGAUAAAGUGAUUAUUGCUGAAGCAUUACCUCCAAAGGAUGGGAAAGUUGCCAAAAUAAAUUGGCAUUAUGCAGACUCCCUCACGCAGUGCAGUCAUCCAUCAGCAAUUGACCCAGAGGCUAUUCCAGUUAAAUUGGUCCAUGAUAGCUUAGAGGAUCUUCAAAUGACUCGUUAUCAUUUUGCAAUGAAUGGAAAAUCAUUCUCAGUGAUACUGGAGCAUUUUCAAGACCUUGUUCCUAAGUUGAUGUUGCAUGGCACCGUGUUUGCCCGUAUGGCACCUGAUCAGAAGACACAGUUGAUAGAAGCAUUGCAAAAUGUGGAUUAUUUUGUUGGGAUGUGUGGUGAUGGCGCAAAUGAUUGUGGUGCUUUGAAGAGGGCACACGGAGGCAUUUCCUUAUCGGAGCUCGAAGCUUCAGUGGCAUCUCCCUUUACCUCUAAGACUCCUAGUAUUUCCUGUGUGCCAAACCUUAUCAGGGAAGGCCGUGCUGCUUUAAUAACUUCCUUCUGUGUGUUUAAAUUCAUGGCAUUGUACAGCAUUAUCCAGUACUUCAGUGUUACUCUGCUGUAUUCUAUCUUAAGUAACCUAGGAGACUUCCAGUUUCUCUUCAUUGAUCUGGCAAUCAUUUUGGUAGUGGUAUUUACAAUGAGUUUAAAUCCUGCCUGGAAAGAACUUGUGGCACAAAGACCACCUUCGGGUCUUAUAUCUGGGGCCCUUCUCUUCUCCGUUUUGUCUCAGAUUAUCAUCUGCAUUGGAUUUCAAUCUUUGGGUUUUUUUUGGGUCAAACAGCAACCUUGGUAUGAAGUGUGGCAUCCAAAAUCAGAUGCUUGUAAUACAACAGGAGGCGGGUUUUGGAAUUCUUCACACGUAGACAAUGAAACCGAACUUGAUGAACAUAAUAUACAAAAUUAUGAAAAUACCACAGUGUUUUUUAUUUCCAGUUUUCAGUACCUCAUAGUGGCAAUUGCCUUUUCAAAAGGAAAACCCUUCAGGCAACCUUGCUACAAAAAUUAUUUUUUUGUUUUUUCUGUGAUUUUUUUAUAUAUUUUUAUAUUAUUCAUCAUGUUGUAUCCAGUUGCCUCUGUUGACCAGGUUCUUCAGAUAGUGUGUGUACCAUAUCAGUGGCGUGUAACUAUGCUCAUCAUUGUUCUUGUCAAUGCCUUUGUGUCUAUCACAGUGGAGGAGUCAGUGGAUCGGUGGGGAAAAUGCUGCUUACCCUGGGCCCUGGGCUGUAGAAAGAAGACACCAAAGGCAAAGUACAUGUAUCUGGCGCAGGAGCUCUUGGUUGAUCCAGAAUGGCCACCAAAACCUCAGACAACCACAGAAGCUAAAGCUUUAGUUAAGGAGAAUGGAUCAUGUCAAAUCAUCACCAUAACGUAGCAGUGAAUCAGUCUCAGUGGUAUUGCUGAUAGCAGUAUUCAGGAAUGUGUGAUUUUAGGAGUUUCUGAUCCUGUGUGUCAGAAUGGCACUAGUUCAGUUUAUGUCCCUUCUGAUAUAGUAGCUUAUUUGACAGCUUUGCUCUUCCUUAAAAUAAAAACAGAAAAAUAUAUCGUCCUAACAGUUAAAUUAACAAUCAAUCCAUAAAGUCCUAUAUCUUCAUUCAGUAACCCAAAUAUUACAUACAUUUCCAGAAUUUUCUUGAUUGUUACUCAGUGCUAUUCUUUAUACUGGGUACAGGAGAAGUUUGGUGUUUGGUGGUUUUUCAACAUCAGUUUCUGAGACCAGUUUACCUCUUCACAUUUAUGCUCACAACCCUCUUGUUAGAGAAGUCUGUGUUUAUAUACAGGCUCUAAGUUUGUGAUUGAUAAAAAGAAAAUGAGUGUUAAUUAGCCUCCAGUGAAAAUAUACUGAAAGCCUGUUUUCAUUUGAUUCCAGUGUUUCUUCCAAAGAAUUCUGUAUAAACAUAUGCCAAUUCCCUAUGAUGGUCUAGAGUUAGGAAUGAGUGUUUAUGGUGUUGCUUAUAGAACAACUCAGGUAAUCUCCAUUUCUGGUUUUAUAUUUUCUGUACAAACUGCCUGGGUUUUAUUUUUCUAAUCAGCAAGGUGCUUCACUGCCUUCUUGAGACGCCUCUCAAAGCUCUUAAGUGGCUGCUGUGCUAUGUGUGGUGUCGGCAGUCUCAUUUGCUUCUGUUAAAUGUUGUAGAACCUUUUUCACUAGGAAAUAAGAUUCAUUUCUUUCGGCAGUAGAUGUAGAUUCAUCUUUUAACGUUUCUUCAAAUUUGUUUCUGUCAGGCUUUGUGUUAUUUUAAAUGGUUUUUUAAAAUUUUCUUCUAUGUUUUCAAUUACCUAAAGACAUAGGAUAAUAGUUUUUUUAAGUUAGAAUUUUACCUCAUAAAAUUUUUUGAGGUUUGACGUAUGUCUCUGUCUUAUCAAUAAUGAGGCUUAAAAAAUACUGGAUUUGAAUGGCUGCCGUUUUUUCAAAGCAAUAUGAAUUUGAUGAGUUUGUUUUAUGCCAUUAGGUGGCGCCAGAGGUCAGAACAUGUCUAUUUUGAAUUGGAUCGUUACAAAUGAGCAUAUUUGAUGCGGAAAUUUCUGGGAGAAAAAAAAUUGAGGAAAUAAAGUUAAAAAAUUGACAUUCAUUGAGCCAAAAGAGAUGUGGAGAAACAUUUUUCACCUUUGUGUUUGGCCUGAUUAACAUUUAAAUUCUUGCCAAAAUUAAGGUAACUUUUAAAAAACACCUUUUAUAGGUGGAUCCAGCAGUCUGGCAACGCCCACAGUUACCACAACACAGAAAACUGAUCGUGCUAUAAAAUGGACGCUAAACUAUGAAAACAGUGUGACAUUGUUCUCUGUUCUUCCAGAGCCAGUAACAUGCUUGCUCGUGCUUUCUACUUCUAGCUGAUCAUUCUUUUCCCAACAUAUAUUUACAAAUUUACCAAAUUUUACCUAGAAUUUUAGGACCAAAUGGUUCUCACUCUUUAUGCUGCAAAGACCUGGAUGAUGUUUGGUAACUAUAGAAAAAUAGAAAUUACACUCAGGAUCACUGUUACUGCUAUUGCCACUGAUGAUUCCUGCAAAAAUAUAAUCGAAGUUUUCCAUCAAAUGUAUAAUAUGCUAUUAAUACACAUUAGAUGAUAACAAUUGUUCCAUGAAUGAUUCUAUGAAGCUAUGCAUCUUAGACCUCUUGAGCUGUGAAUUAGCACUAUUUUCUAUAGUUACUUAUUCUCUGGAUCAUUUUAUAAUUUCCAUAUUAAUUUCAAAUAUGCUCGUGUUAUUCUUCAGUGAUUUCCACAAUUGUGCAUUUUAUUCUUUGGUUUAAGUACUGAAGCAUAUAAUGAAAGUAAUUGCUAAGUAGCAGCUUAAAAAUUCAAUUAUCCGAUUGUAUUUAACAUCUUUAAGAGCAUGAUCAUAAAGAGCUAUUUUUGACACCCCCCCCCCACUUUUUUAACAUUUAGAGUUAAUAAGGGUUUUAUAUCUCUUCUGUCCAUAUUGUUUUCAAAGGAAUGAGGUGUUUAGAUGGAUGGAAAAGCAUUUGUAGGAAGUUAGAUUUGAAUAUAGACAAGGUGGGUUAUUCACGUUGAGAAUGUUAUUUGAAGAAUGCCUGUGAAGCCAGGUGUGGGUUCUGCUCAGUGCCAUAGAUAGACUGAGUCUUCCUCGUAGGUCACCAUUACAUAGUAAUUUUGAUUCUGAAUUUCACAUUAAAUUAUUUGAGUUUAUACAGACCUAAAUUUUAAAAUCUGUACAUAUAUUAUUUUGAUGUAUUAAGAUGAAUAUUGCUGAUUUAAAUUUUAUUUAUGCACAUACUUAAAGGACAGAAAUGUCUGGGAAAGUAAUUGUUAAAUAAUGAUAUGUAACUUUUUAACUUUUUAAAUAAAUAACAAGAUUUUUAAUGUGUGUCUCCCUCAGGGUUGUUUAAAGUUUUUUUUCUCCCUCAAGUAUAAAUAGUGGUAACUAUAUGUUUUGUAUCUUCUAGCACCAACUGCUGUAAAGCAAUGCUGCAAAUAAUGCUUGAAUACAAGUGGCUAAGCCAACAACAGAAUAAAUACUUUUAUAGUAGUUUUAUAAUCCUUAAAUUCGAAAGCUUUCCAAAUUGCACUUGCAUCUAAACAAAACUGUUGCAGUUUUUACUCUAUUUAUUUUGUUCCCCAUGUUUAUGAAAGUCCUGCACAGUUUCAAAGGCAUGGUAAAUAAUAUAUCAAUGUUUAUGUAGUCUGUUACAGAAACAGCUAUAGAUAACAUUAUCCAGUGAAGAGCAAAAUUCAAGCUUUAGAAAAUAUUCAUGCAUGCAAUUUUGACAUAUCUAAAAAUAGGUUUUUGUAUAUUUAUGGUGGGAGGUGGUUGGGAACUUUUAACAAAAUGGGGUGUUAAUUUUUGUACAGUCUGUGGGCAUUUACACAUUUUUAAUGUAUUAAAAUUUGGUAAUUAUGUGUACAUUAAAUUAAUAAAAGUUACUUCUAGUUAUGAUUUGUGAAUUCCCUAAGACCUUGGAUUUUUUUAAGUAACUUUAUAUCAGAAAUGAUACUGCAUCUUUAUAUUUUUAAAAUUGUAUUGCUGCUCAAGAAUGGUACCCUCUUGUCAAAAAGGCAUACAUUCAUAAUUGUACAUUCAGCAUUGUAAAUAAUCUUAUGAAACCUUUUUUGAUUGAAGCUAUUCAAAAUAAAAAUUUUAAUGAAUGAAAUAA
Messenger RNA from Pan troglodytes (chimpanzee), 7470 nucleotides. It is a transcript of the gene ATP13A3, whose product is annotated as ATPase 13A3. Gene Ontology annotation, cellular component: late endosome membrane. The transcript is spliced from 32 exons. Gene Ontology annotation, molecular function: ATP hydrolysis activity; ATPase-coupled monoatomic cation transmembrane transporter activity; P-type ion transporter activity. Bases 550 to 4230 code for a protein of 1226 amino acids. The record is from RefSeq and is a predicted model, not a curated record. Lineage: Eukaryota; Metazoa; Chordata; Mammalia; Primates; Hominidae. Gene Ontology annotation, biological process: polyamine transmembrane transport; intracellular calcium ion homeostasis.